Pocillopora damicornis (cauliflower coral) is the source of this 924-nucleotide messenger RNA. RefSeq names its product melanocyte-stimulating hormone receptor-like. The record is from RefSeq and is a predicted model, not a curated record. NCBI's taxonomy places the organism in Eukaryota, Metazoa, Cnidaria, Anthozoa, Scleractinia, Pocilloporidae. Gene Ontology annotation, cellular component: membrane. Gene Ontology annotation, biological process: G protein-coupled receptor signaling pathway. Gene Ontology annotation, molecular function: G protein-coupled receptor activity.
AUGUCGACAACAAAUUUUAGUACAGGCGGAACACAGACGAUAACAUUUCAAGAACUGUUAUGUUCUCACUCUUUGGUGGGUAGGCUUCAACAAGAAUCACUUUCUUUCGCAGCACUCAACAUUCUCCUCUCCAUCACAGCAUUUGUUGGCAAUUCUCUCAUCCUUGUUGCCCUUCACAAAGACUCUUCCCUUCAUCCGCCGUCCAAACUCUUGUAUCGUUGUCUGGCAACAACUGAUCUGUUGGUUGGUCUUGUAAGCCAGCCCCUCUCUGCUUCAAGCUGGAUGCUUAGUGCUCACGAACACUGGAUUCCUUGUCGAUACGCAAGUACCGCGACCUUUAUCACAAGCCACGUAUUAUGUGGGGUGUCUUUGUUGACAAUGACGGCCAUAAGCGUGGACAGACUUCUCGCCUUGUUAUUGGGGCUGAGAUACAGACAAAUUGUAACUUUGAAGCGCACAUAUAUCGUUGUCGUUACCUUCUGGGUUCAAUCCAGUGUGGCUGCUUUAUGUUACGCGUUAGAUUACCGUAUAGCCAAUUGGUAUGGCCUUACAGUUGUACCAUUAUGCUACGCUAUCUCAAUUGUGUCGUACACGAAAAUCUUUUGCGCUCUAAGUCAUCAUCAUGCACAAAUACAAGAUCAUGUUCACCCAAAUGCAAUGAAUACCACACAAUACAAAAAGGCAGUGUACAAUGCAUUGUGGGUUCAGUUGGCGUUAGUUGUUUGUUAUUUGCCGUAUGGUUUCGUGGAAUUUAUGAUCAGACAAAGCAAAACUUAUUCAUCGCACCUAGUCAUCAUAGGGGGUGUAGCAGGCACAUCAACUUUCUUAAACUCAACGUUAAAUCAGUUUCUUUACUGCUGGAAAAUAAGUGAAGUGAGACAAGCAGUAAAGCAAACGAUCAGAGAAGCAUUUAGCUGUCAAUAA